CGGGCAGACCACAGCGGGCUGACCACACGGGUCACGUCGCUAGUCGAAAACAACGAGCACGACCAAGGCUUGUGUGCGUGUUUCACGUGGACUGGACCUUCUCUCCACCCAGCAUCAGGUGAUGAUGGAGUCCUCUCUAGCUCUCGGCAGAUUGGACCUGACCUCCAGCUCAGCCGCGGUGGGGGUCAGCAUGACCCCACGGCUCCCCGGCGGACCCACCGCCAAAGAGAAGAGUGGUCCGGCUCAUCUCAACGGCCCGGCUCAUCUCAACGGCUGCGUCCCGCUGUCACAUCAGGUGGCUGGCCAUAAGUAUGGAGUAGAUAAAGUGGGCAUUUUGCAGCAUCCAGAUGGAACAGUCCUGAAGCAGCUUCAGCCUCCACCAAGAGGUCCACGAGAGAUGCAGUUUUACAGCAUGGUGUAUGCAGAGGACUGCUGUGAUCCGUGUCUCCUGGAGCUCCAGAACCACCUUCCCAAGUACUACGGACCCUGGUCCUCUCCUGACAGCCCCAGUGACCUGUACCUAAAGCUGGAGGAUGUGACUCGUCGCUUCGUCAAGCCGUGCAUCAUGGACGUGAAGCUGGGCCAGUGCAGCUAUGACCCGUUCGCCUCGCAAGAGAAACGUGAGCAGCAGAUCAGAAAAUAUCCACUGAUGGAGGAGAUCGGCUUCCUGGUCCUCGGCAUGAGGGUAUAUAAAGUGUGCAGUGACACUUUUGACUCCUACGAUCAGCACUAUGGAAGAGCACUGGUUAAGGACACGAUUAAAGAAGGUCUGGCUAAAUUCUUCCAUAAUGAUGUUUGUCUGAGAAAGGAUGCAGUGUCAGCCAGCAUCAACAGGGUGCAGCAAAUCCUCCACUGGUUUGAGUCCCAGCACCAGCUGGCCUUCUAUGCUAGUUCCCUUCUCUUCGUCUAUGAGGGUCUCCCCUCUUCUUCCUCCUCAUCCUCCUAUUCCUUCCUUCUCAGCACCCCAUCCAUCAGCCCGACCGUGGGGAAAACAGCCAUGUUGUCAUCAGCGGUUGACAGCUGUCAGAGGGGAGAGGGGGAAGCAAGACAGGAAGGGGUGGGGCAGGAAGGGGUAGUGGCCGAGUACAACAACAACAACAUUCAAGUGGUGGUGCCCUGGGACUUCAGCCUAGCCACAAUUUAUACCAACCACAGGAAACACGGCCACCACUGUGCCAAGGGUCAUCUCCAAGGCACCAGUGGAGUCGAUGAAGCUGUGGAGACAUCGCUGAGCUCAGUUUCUGGAGAUAACAACUCUGUAUUGUGUCAGGAAGACAACUCCACAUGGAAACGAACAGGUGAGUCAGAGCAACCCCCGAACGGCAACAGAAACAAAUCACAACUGGAAAGAAAGGUUGUAGAAGGAGAUAGGGAGGAGGAGGCAGAGGGGCUGAAAGGACAAGGACACGAGACAACAGAGGAGAGUGGGAGAGACACAGAGGUGGAAGUGAGGAUGAUUGACUUUGCCCACGUUUUCCCAAGCGAGAGCCAUGAUCAUGGCUACAUCUACGGCCUCAAACACCUGCUGACAGUGCUGGAGCAGAUCCUCUGUGAUGCUGCGUAGAGCUCCCACUCCUUCCUAGCCCAGCUGAAGCUCAACAACUGCUCGUAGUCAACCUCUGUCUCCUCCCCGUCAACCCUCCUCCUUUCUUCUCAAAAGGCGGCGGAGAGGGAAGAAUCAAAGAAGUGAAUAUUAAAACUGAACCAUCAUUGUCAUCAUCAUCAUCUCACCUGAUUGUGAUGGUCCAUUGGUCACGUGCGUGUCUGUGUCUGUACGUGUGCCUGUAUGCAGAGGGGAAGUGGCAUAAGGUGACAGCUUCAUUUCUACAUGCUAAAUGCACUAAUCAGUCCAUGAAGGCAUUACAACCCUGUACUUAAACACAACAUCUUCAGCUGCAUGAUUUACUGAUGCCCACACAAGCUCCAUGUAACCUGACUUCAACUUCAGUCCAUUUAGAAUGCAUUUAAAUCUCAAAGUUGAUAACAGUACAUAUGAAACUAGGGGUAGGGAUUAUAACAGAUAUAAUACGAAUUAGGCAAGUAACGGGGAUUUCUCUCCAAAGUUUAUAUCAUAGCAACUGUCCCUUUAAAGUAUUUGGUGUGCUGCACAGGGUUAUGGCAAUAUGGUUUUACAUGUCUUUUACAGCAAUGUGAAUCAAGUACUUGGAUAUCUUUUUUCAGAUGCCAAAUGCAGACAUUCCAGUAACAAUUGAAUUUCUGAGAAAUAUACUAUAUGCUAUCAAUUUUGCAAUAUACAAUAACCUGUACUGUGAUAGCCAUGUUCCUCCAUAUUGCCAUUGCCACUGAUACCUUGCAUGUAUUUUGAUAAAGCAAUCCAGCGCACAAUGGGUCAGUUUUUAAUCAGCCAUUUGAAGCUUAGUAGCUGUAAUAAUUUCAGUGCUUUCUUUAAAUCAAAACUAUGUAACUUCUGCUGAGCAGCGGCAACAAGUAGCUUCUGCAGCCACAAUUGGUUUAUACAGGAUGCAGGUGCAUUCAGAUCUGUUGGGAUCUAAGUCUGAGCAUUAAGGUAACUGGAAGCAGCGUUAUCGAUCGAGCAGCGUCAUGCUGUCCUAAAAACAUCUGAACCAUGUGCUUGUGUUAUCGCUACAAGGAUUAACCUCUGUUGUGAUGUCUCUACUUAGAAUACCAAAACUGCUUUUCUUUUAUUAGCUGAACACCCACAUGUGGUGUGUGUUGUAGGGUGCAGGAAGUUCACCAAGUCAGUCAGCACCAUAACAUGUUUUUUGAGCUGUUGUGUUAAGUGAAAUCGUUUCUUUAAAACAUAGGGUUGUUUCUGACUACUGGCAAAUUAGGAGCGUGAUAAGAACUGGAAAUUAAUACAGCUGAUUUGAUGCAUUCUAAAAACUUCCUGGAUCGGAACCACUCCUUUGGAUUGGCUUCUUAGUCCUCUGCUCUAAAGCUUUUCAUCAGUGGAAGAAGUUUGUUUGAUUGUCAUGGAAAUUAAUCUGUUGACAUGAGCUUAAUGGCUUUUAUUUUUCUGACAAUAGUAGUUAACAGCUGUGGGUUAGGCUGAUCCUCAGUCAUAUGCUGAAAACUGAUCUCUCAUUUCCAGUUUAUUGACAUAAAUUAACCAGAAAGUUAGUGCACUUUAGUUGAUAACUAUUAGACAGUGAAGCCUUUAUAUAUAUAUACAAACUACAUAAACUACAGUAACUGACACGGCACAGUAAAACUUCAGGUUGCUACUACUACCUAACUGGAUUAGGCUCCUUUUGGUUCACAGCUCGCUGCCAAAUCCCUUCAUUCCUAAAUUCAUUCGUCUUCAGGACGUCUUGAGGGUUUGUCCUCACAGACUUACUGUAAGUUUGUGAGCAUUGGGUCAAACAAUAAGUCGGCAGAAUGUUGAUGUUUAAGUCGGGUUGUCAUUUUGUGUUUUUGUUGAAACCACUGUCUACAGGUAUCUAACUCAGGUAAAUUUACUGUAAGAAAACUGUUUAAUAUUACUACUAUUGUCCUUCAAGAUGAUCCUCAUGCUGUCUGGUUGUUCAACUCUACAUGAUUGUUUUAUAUAGUCUUAUCUCAUGAUUGACCUGAUCUCAUCCUCUUAACCGUAAAAUGAACUUACACAGUGUAUUGUCUUUUACCAUGGCUAUUUUAAUUGUUGUACAUGUUCAGCUGCCAAAUCACCUCUUUUAUCAGAAGCCUGUGCUCGUUGCUGUGGACUAGAACUCCGUCUUGGAUUAGCCAUGAGUUACUUUGUGAUUUCCAUUUAUCGUUAUGCAAUGACUUGAUUUAUAUCAAGGCAAAACUUGGAAGCUCCACCCUUCCCAGUGCUUUAUGGGGUUUGACAGAAGCAACAUGUUAUACUGGGUGACAUAUGAUGUGCUGUGAUUGGUUGACAUUACAUUAAUAAUUAUAACUUCCCUAAGGAUUUUUAAGAUUGUAGAAGAACAGUUUUGAGACGUGCUGCUUUAAUGAGAUUCUACUGACCGAGUCGCUGCUUAAAAGGGAAAGACAGCAACUGAAUGGUUUUAUGUUUUU
Messenger RNA from Limanda limanda (common dab), 4002 nucleotides. RefSeq names its product inositol polyphosphate multikinase b (gene ipmkb). NCBI's taxonomy places the organism in Eukaryota, Metazoa, Chordata, Actinopteri, Pleuronectiformes, Pleuronectidae. Gene Ontology annotation, cellular component: cytoplasm; nucleus. Gene Ontology annotation, biological process: inositol phosphate biosynthetic process. The transcript is spliced from 7 exons. Gene Ontology annotation, molecular function: inositol tetrakisphosphate kinase activity; inositol-1,4,5-trisphosphate 3-kinase activity. Bases 122 to 1564 code for a protein of 480 amino acids. The record is from RefSeq and is a predicted model, not a curated record.